Molecule: messenger RNA, 2839 nt
Organism: Magallana angulata
Lineage: Eukaryota; Metazoa; Mollusca; Bivalvia; Ostreida; Ostreidae
Product: heat shock 70 kDa protein 12B-like
Exons: 6
Coding region: 615-2345 (576 amino acids)
Molecular function (GO): ATP binding; ATP-dependent protein folding chaperone
Source: RefSeq, a predicted model, not a curated record
CAAAACAUGGUGUCUUAAUACAAAUAAUGCCGACAUACUGAAAAUUUUACCAACAUAAUAAUUAUUUUGACAUGUGAUUUUCAAGAAUGCUAUCAAUAAUUGCACCGCUAGGUUAAAUGAUACGCAAAUAUGGUAUUGUACUUGUUUAUUUAUUAUUUGUACAAAUUCCAACCUGAAAGUGGUUAGCAGGCCAGGGUGAGGGUGCAAGGCCUCGAAUAUCACAGUUUGUAAGUCUCAGAAAGUCUUUGAUCAGUCUAGACGGACUCCCAAACGGAGUCAACGGAAGUGAAUUUCUGCAGGCAUUUUGGACUCCGUUUUGGGAGUCUACGCAUGCGCACUGGUACAAAAUAUGGCGAUUUUUCGAUGAAAACAUGGGGUCAACAAGAAAUCGUCUUGCAAAGAGCUGCAUGUGUUGGCAGCCUUCUAACAUGUUUUAAAAGACCCAGGAUAUAAUUUACUAUCGAUCGUAUUUGCACGAAAUAGGGGUUUAUUUGCACUUAAGAAAGUUAUUUCUCUUCGAAGUUGGACGUUUGGACGAUGCUUAAAAAGUGAUAUUUCUGUGUUUUUCAUGGAAUUUUAUCGUUAAUAAAAGUGAGUAACCUGUGAACUUCAACAUGAGUGAUUGCCUCCUGGUUGCCGCCAUAGAUUUUGGCACCACCUAUUCCGGGUAUGCCUUCGGAAUGGUCGGGGACUUGGAAAAUGAUCCAAUGAAAAUCCACGCCAACCAAGCCUGGGUGUCAGGACAGAAGAAUUUACUUUCCCUCAAAACCCCCACAUGUCUCCUGUUAGAUGAAAAUCAGCAGUUUAAGUCGUUUGGGUAUGAGGCGGAGAACCAUUACAAUAACAUAAUGAUGGACGAGGAAACAGAGAACUACUAUUACUUCUACAGAUUUAAAAUGAACCUUCAUGAAAACGAGGAAUCACUUGAGACCAUGGAAUUAAAAGAAGCAGGUGGGAAGACUCUACCAGCCAUUGCAGUGUUCACUCUGUCAAUCAAAGCUCUCAAGGAUCAUUUGCUAGACAUGCUCGAUACAAGGGGCACAACUCUGCGAGCUGAGGAGGUGUUGUGGGUUCUGACUGUUCCCGCCAUCUGGACAGACUCCGCCAAAUUCUUUAUGAGGAAGGCAGCUCUCAAAGCUGGUAUAGGAGAUGAUCGUCUGAAGUUGGCUUUGGAGCCAGAAGCGGCCUCUAUAUAUUGCCAGCACAUACACGUGGAUCGGUCAACAGAACAGCGAGGGUUCGGGGUAUCUGCUGUAGGUACCAGAUAUAUGGUGAUAGAUCUUGGAGGCGGCACUGCCGACAUAACUGUCCACGAAAAGCUAGAUGAAGGUCUGCUGAAAGAGCUCUACAAGGCAAGCGGUGGGGCGUGUGGCGGAACAGCUAUGGACUCGAAAGUACUGGGUGUGUUGGAGGAAAUCGUGGGAAAUGAAGUUUUCAGUGAGUUUAAGAGGAGAUAUGUAGAGGGAUACAUGGAUCUACUUAGGGAAAUCGAGGUCUUCAAAAGAAACAUUAAGCCUGAAAGCGACGGGAAAAUUAACAUGGUUAUACCUUAUGUAUCCCUUGACGAAAUCUGUCUCAAAAUGCGAAAUAAGCAUUUCAAGGACCUCUUUGCGGAAUCUUCUAUCUGCAAGCACAUCUCUCUCACUGCGGACAAACUUCGUUUCAGUGCUGACUUUGCAAGGCAGCUUUUUACGUCCAUUACGAAUCAGAUUGUCGAGUACAUAAGGGUCAUCUUACAGCACCCAGAAGUGGAAAGCGUGAAUCGGUUCCUGUUGGUUGGAGGUUUUUCUGAGAGUCCAAUGGUGCAGCAUGCCAUCAGAACAAAUUUUCCUGGAAAACGGCUGAUCAUUCCUCAGGAUGCGGGUUUAGCUGUUGUAAAAGGCGCGGUUUUGUUUGGUCAUAGACCAACAAGUAUCAAAAGCCGAAUCAUUAAGUAUUCAUACGGAGUGAAAACUACACCCGUGUUCGACCCGAUGGUUCAUGACCCCAAAAAGCGAUGUACCAUAGACGGCGUAGACCGAUGUAAGAAUGUGUUCAGUUCCUUCAUGAAGUCGGGCACCCCAGCAGAAAUUAAUCACGAAGUUGAGAAAAAGUAUCAAACUAAUGAACCGUUUCAGAAAACUGUUCCACUUGACUUGUUCUAUUCGAUAGACGAGAAUCCAAAAUACAUUGACGAGAAGCGUGUACGUAAUCUAGGUAAAAUGGACGUAACUCUUCCAAAUCCGAGCAAAAACCCUAGGAAAGUGAAAGUUAUGUACAUUUUUGGCGAUACGGAACUGAAAGUAAAGGCCGUUGACAUGGAGACAGGGACGUCUUGUGGAACCUCCAUUUCGGGAGUGUGUUAAGGGUGACCUGAAAAAGAAUUUACCUUCCAGUAAAUUUUGGUGUCGUUCUGAUCUUAUGUUCCAUCAUCCUCUAGAAGAAAAGGGCAUAUUAUUAUUUUAAAAAUGUCGUCCAAUCAAUAUCCUGGACUUAUUUGUUUGAUAGCCGGUAUUGCCGAAACCCAUGGUACGACUGACCGUGGAACAACUCGUGGAUAUAUUCCUCGUUUUCAAGAAUAAUUUAUGCCCUAUUUCUUAUUGGUUCCUUCACACUUUUGUGAGGAAAACCUCCCCAAUCGCAAGAUUUCAUAACAUGACUUUUGUUUUCGUAUCUCUAAAAUCUAUAGAAUGUUGUUCUCUCAUUGGUGCAUGGACUGCGAAUAAUAAAUAUCUACUUCGAUUUCCGAUAUCAAAAUGAAUUGUCCAACAAUAUCUAGAUCUAGGAAAAGGAGGACACAUAUUGGCGGGCAAUUUUAAUUGGAGAUAAAUUUAUAUAUUAAAAAUUGUUUCAAAAAGUA